Messenger RNA from Rubroshorea leprosula, 1528 nucleotides. The record is from the annotation of a GenBank genome assembly. Lineage: Eukaryota; Viridiplantae; Streptophyta; Magnoliopsida; Malvales; Dipterocarpaceae.
AACGAAUUGUCUCUCUCUUCUUCUACCUCAGUUCACUCUGCAAAUGAACCCUAGAUUUCCUUCUCCACCUCGACAAUAAUGCAUUCAUUUCCCAAACACAUCUCCGGGCGAACCCGACCCUCCAGAUCGACGGUCUUGAUCGUCUCCUGCCUCCUCCUCUUCGCACUCUCCGCCUUCAUCUUCGCCCUCACCGCAUUCUUCGAUCUCAGUCACGGCAGCUACCGUUGCCGCACGGCCGAUCCGAGGUCUGUCAAAGUCGUUUGGGAUCGGAAGAGUAAUGCUGGUAAUGGAAAAAAUGGUAAUGAUGGGGAAAAUGGUUUGGGAGAUGGUAAUGGAGUGAAGAGGCACAAGGUGAUGGCUUUUGUUGGGAUACAGACUGGGUUUGGAUCCACUGGUCGGAGGCGCUCUUUGAGGAAGACUUGGAUGCCCUCCGAUCGCCAAGGCCUUCAACGGUUGGAAGAGGCUACCGGUUUAGCUUUUAGGUUUGUAAUAGGUAGAACAAAUGAUAAAUCAAAGAUGGCUGAGCUUAGAAAGGAGGUUGCAGAAUAUGAUGAUUUCAUGCUGUUAGAUAUUGAGGAGGAGUACAGUAAGCUCCCUUAUAAAACGUUAGCAUUCUUUAAAGCUGCAUUUGCGCUCUUUGAUUCUGAGUUCUAUGUCAAAGCUGAUGAUGAUAUAUAUUUGAGGCCAGAUCGACUAUCACUUCUCUUAGCAAAAGAGCGUUCUCACUCUCAGACUUACCUUGGAUGCAUGAAAAAGGGACCAGUUUUCACAGAUCCAAAGCUCAAAUGGUAUGAACCACUAUCCUCUUUGCUUGGCAAGGAAUACUUUCUUCAUGCGUAUGGACCUAUAUAUGCUCUUUCAGCAGAUGUUGUUGCAAGUCUGGUUCCCCUUAGAAACAAUAGUUUUCGGAUGUUCAGCAAUGAGGAUGUUACAAUUGGUGCCUGGAUGCUUGCAAUGAAUGUCAACCAUGAGAAUAGCAAGGAACUGUGUGAAGCAGAGUGCACACCAUCAUCUAUAGCUGUAUGGGAUAUUCCUAAGUGUUCAGGUCUAUGUGAUCCAGAAAAUAGGUUACUAGAACUUCAUCAGAAGGAGAUCUGCUCCGGUAGUCCAACACUGGAAUCUGAUGGAUAGCUUCAUUAAUCUAAACUUCAUUAAACUUGAAGAAUUUCUUCGGAAAUGACUUACUCUUCUGGUAAUGUCAAUUCCUUCUACUUUCUUCAAUCAUUCCAACCAAAAAUUUCUGUUUCAAUCUUUCAUGAUUUUUUCGUGUAUUAUAUCAUUUUUUACCAAAGACGCUUACACCACUAUUCUUUUAAAAACUCAAAGUACUAAAUCUGAUGACAUAUGUAAACUAUUGCUGGAAAAUUGCAUUGAAUUUUCUAACUUUGCCAAUAGAUCAUACUAAAGAGCAUUAUUUCUAGCUUGUGUGAAUCAAUACGCAAUGCACGGUUAAGUGCUUGGUAUUGUAAAUGUUUGAACUCCUUUUCUUGAUCCCAAGUCAAUAUCCAAAGAAAUUUGUUCUUUAAUU